GCUGCGGACUGUUGUGGAAGGGAGGUGCAAUGGAUGGAUGAUUUGCCCUGCUACGUUUUACAUAUUUGUUUUAGUAUGAAGACAAUGCGUCGAUGUCAAUUCACCCGUUGAUACACUCCGCGCUGUUGCGGAGGGCUGCUAGUUCGCAGCGUUAAUAUAUCUUCCAGGCGCGAGGGUUUGUCGGUAUAGUUAAAGAUUAUCUCGAGUUGUCUGAGUGGCUACACAGCUAGCUUCUCCCUACUGUCUACCAUUGCAUUCUUGUGUCUCCUGCCCCAGGAAUGUUCUCCAAAAAGCCUCAUGGGGACGUUAAAAAAUCAACACAGAAAGUGUUGGACCCAAAGAAGGACGUGUUGACAAGGCUGAAACAUCUCAGAAUAGUCAUAGAAAAUGCAGAGCAGUCAGAGCUGAAACAGUUCUUCGACCUGAACUACUCACAUAUCUACUAUGUCUUCUUCGAGAACUUCGUCACCAUUGAGGUCAGCCUCAAACAAAAAGGUCACAAAUCUCAGAGGGAGGAACUGGACUCAAUCCUCUUUAUAUUCGAGAAAAUACUCCAGCUCCUGCCAGAGAGAAUCCAGAGCCGCUGGCAGUUCCACAGCAUUGGGCUGAUCCUCAAGAAGCUGUUGCACACUGGGAAUUCUUUAAAGAUCCGUCGUGAGGGCGUGCGCCUGUUCCUGCUGUGGAUGCAGGCGCUGCAGAGUCAUGCGGAGCGCGAGCAGCUCUGCAUGUUCGCCUGUUUGAUUCCCGGCUUCCCGGCUCCACUCUGCCACGGGACCCCACGCACCCUGGACACUCUGAUCAACCCCCCGCUGAGUCUAACAGAGACUCAGGUCACCCCAGAAGAGAUCACCCCAUUGGUUCCGCCCCAGUCAGGUGACAAGAACCAGGAAGACCUCACCGCUUACUUUUUAGAAGCCCUACUUAAAUACAUGGCCAAGUCUCUGGAGUGGCGUUGCAAGGACAACCAUGAACGCGGCUUCAGCUUCCUCUUCGGUCACUUCAGGAAGUUUUAUCUUCCUCACAUCUUUCCCAACUUCGCCAUGGAAACCAGCCUCUACAACCCCAUACUGGACGUGCCUCCGAUGCGUCCUAAGCCGUACUACAGCGUGGUGCGCAGGGAGCAGGACGGGGGAGAAACGGUGUACUGCACCAAGGAGAGCUUCCUUCAGGCCCGGGUCAUCUUCAUCCGCUGGCUGGUCUCCUUCUGGCUCGAGCCGCGGCCCAACACACAAACACACAUCCCGGGAACAGAGGGGGAGAACAUCCCCAAGAACAUACAGCGAGCAGCAGCAGGACUGGCGGCUCGUUCCGCCGGCAACUCCGAGGACGGUAGCGGAGGCGGGCUCCGGUUGGACAGCCACCUCGAAAGUAGCGGGUGCUCGUCUGGAUCGGGCGGGGGCGGCAUGGGACUGUCCGGGGGUCUGGGGUCCGGAUGCGAGCCGGAACAAAGCCACUCCAACACAUCCACGCUGACGGAGAGGGAGCCCAGCUCCUCCUCGCUCUGCUCCAUGGAUGAGGAGCAGCUCACGGACAUGGAGGUGGUGAGGAGGGUCCUGACCAGCUCCAGGACCAACGUCAACUUCAUCACUGAGAUCUUCAGACAGGCAUUUCUCCUCCCCAUGUGUGAAGCUGCAGCGAUGCGUAAAGUGGUGCGUGUAUACCAGGAGUGGAUCGCCAUGGAGGACAGGCCGGUGUUCAUGAAGGAGCCAGACGAGGGUCCCUAUCCCACAACCGGCAGCCUGGACUCAGGCUCCCAGCUGGGAGACAAGGAGGACGAGGGAGUGAACAGAGCAGUGGAUAAGGAACUGCUGGAGUACAGCGUCCAUGCUGGAGUUCAGACCACACUACAGGUAUUCAUCACCCACUCCUCCAACGUCUUCCUUUUGGAGCCGGCCAACGACAUCAAGAUCCUUCUGGAGGAACACGUGGACAUGUGCAAGCGCGUCCUGAACAUCUACCGCAGCCUCGUCAUGCACGAGACCAUGGACCAGAAAACAUGGGAGCAGGCGCUACUGGUGAUGCUGAGGGUGACGGAGUCCGUGAUGAAAAGACCUCCCUCCAUCAUGCCCCAGGGCAAGAAGAACAACACGCUGUCAGGCAGGCUGGCCGGACCCAUCUUUCAGACGCUGAUUGUGGCGUGGAUUAAGGGGAAUCUGAACGUGUAUAUCAGCAGGGAGCUGUGGGACGACCUGCUCUCCGUCCUCUCCUCCCUCACCUGCUGGGACGAGCUGGUCACCGAGUGGUCGCUCACCAUGGAGACGCUCACCAAGGUGUUGGCCAGGAACCUUUACACUGUGGAUCUGAACGAGCUGCCUCUGGACAAACUGAGUGAACAAAAACAGAAGAAGCAUAAAGGAAAAGGCAUAGGCGCAGAGGGCCAGCGGCAGAUUCCGGAUCGUUCCUUCUCCAAAGGCUGGAGCAGGGACCAGCCGGUGCAGGCGGCGGCCAUGAGGCAGCGCAGCGCCACCACCGCCGGAUCGCCAGGCAUUGAGAAGGCCCGGAGCAUCGUCCGCCAGAAGACUGUGGACCUCGAGGACCCGCCCAUCACACUGACAACCCGCUCCUCUCGGAUGCGCCACUCUUCCCAGAGCGACGAGGCCCCUCCCACUUCCUGCUCAGAGGUCUUCCAGGGAGUUGCUUGUGACCUGGAAGCCGCCGCCCCUUCCUCCCUCCCGAGGAGCAGCAGUGCCUCUGACGUCAUGGAGCCCUUCAUCGCCGAGCGGGUCAAAGGUGACGACCCCGAAAGGGAUCCCACUUCGAUCCAAAACCCCCCCCACCAACACCACUCCAAAACUUCUUCUUUCCUCGCAGCCAACAGCCACGCAGCUCGUCCACUCUCACAACCCCUCACUCACUCCCCCUCCCCUUUAACCUUGUCAAAUGGCGUUGUCUUGUCCCCCUCAGAGGGACAAGAUAAUGCUAGUGAUUACGAGCAGUUGUGGCAGCAGAUUGGCUCUGAAAGCAGAGGUUCUUGUUCAGAUUGGGUUAGCGACUGGGAUUCAGCCUUCGCCUUGCCAUCUGAAAAGGAGAUUGAUAUAGAGGAGGGGGAAAUGGGGGUCGGGGUUGAGGAGGAGGAUUUAUUCUCCUCGAUUAGGCACUACCUCACAAACAAAGGAAAUGAGAAAAAGGAAGAUACACCAGAAGGAGAUGCUCCUGGUCAAGUAGUAGAAAACAGUGUUGUAACAGUUCAAACAGGCAUCGCUCGAACACAAAUGGAAUACACGGGUCAGGCAGGGGAGGUGAGACAGGUGGUGAGGGAGGACCGACAGGUAAGUAAAUCAGUGAGGCACAGCAGUGUGGACUCCACUGAGGAGAAUGAAGACGAGGAGCGAAGCAUCUACGAGUGCUUGGAGUUGCAGUGUCAGUGGCCGGCACCCAGCGCUAGGGGCAAUGCUAGCUUAGAAAGACAAGCUGCGGAUAAAAAGGGAGCAGGAAGCACAGGGAAAGCAGAAGGAGGGGAAGGGAAAUGCGAUGGAUUAAGGGAAACGGGAGAAGAGAAAAUAGAGGAUAGGUCUAUUUUAAUAAGACAUGACACCAACAUUUUAGAAUCCACCACCGAAUCAAGUCCGACUCCCCAAACUUCAGACCCAACAAAAACUAAGAUGUCCCGGAGUAGCGCCAAGAGGCACUCCGGUGGUGUUCAUGUCAGCUUCCGGCCCUCCACUGAGUCUGUGCAGUUCCACAACCCCCUGGAGAGUAAAGAGGCCCACUGGAAAGCCAGGCUGCGGCGCCUCAGUCACUUCCACACACACAGCAACUCGGCUGGGGAGAGGGUGGGGGCCGGAGCUGGAACUGGUUCUGGGGCGAAGCAGGGAGCAGGAGGCUCAGGUAAGUUUGGUGCUGUGACUGGGAUAAGUAGCCACAGAUCAGGGGCGCAUGAGAAAUCUGGGACUUUUACGGAUAAUAGCGGGGCGGGAAAUGCAGCAAAUAGUGGCGGCCUGGAAAACAGGACCGGGACUGGAGGUGACAAGGACAAGCAACACCCCGGAUCCUGCGCGGGAUCCAACCCGGGCUCCGAGGCUCACGCAGAGACGGCGUCUAGCAGCUCAGGGUUCUCUGGCGUGUCGUCGGGCGUUCGCGGGCGCCUGGGGCGCUCCGCCUUGCGAUCAAGAGCCUCCCGCUCACGUUCCCAGGAGCCAGGCAGCACCGCCUCACGACACCACCAAGGGGCUCUUCUCGGCGGCGUUUAUAAGUCUGUCGUCCAUGCUCUGUCUUCGAAGCCACGGCCCCGAGGCCAGGGGUCGUCCCAAGGCUCAUCGCCCCAGAGGCAGGGACGCGCCGCCAUGGGUGACGCGUCGCUCAGGGACCUGUACUCCCACGUCCUGGGCUACUUUGGGCGAAAGACGACAGCUAACAAAGAGGAGGUGGUUCAUAAGGCUCGCCCCGUCUCCAGUGACGUGGGAAGCACCAAUCCAAACUUCUCCGACCUCAUGGACGAGUUUAUCCAGGAAAGACUGAGGGCCAAAGGAACCGCCGGUCGCCGUGGCAGCAGCCCUGGAAGCCUGGAGGUUCCCAGGGACCUGCCGGAGCUCCUGGAGGCAGGUCACAGUCCCGGAUUUCGGGCCUCAGAUGAUCACCGUCCCAUCGAUGACCCGGGCGUUCCCUCUGAAUGGACGUCCCCUGCGAGUGCCAGCGGCUCUGAUGUUGUGAGCUCAGACAGCCAAUCAGACUCCUUCAAUGCCUUUCAGUACUCCACCUGCAAGUUUGAUAACUUCACUUACAGCUCAGAAGCUUCUGGAGGAGGAGGGCGAGGAAGCUCAUUGGACCAGGACAGCCUGGGAGGAGGCGGGGUCGGGGACGAACACGAAGUGGCGAGUUUGACAACACUUCACAUCGACUCGGAGACCAGCAGCCUCAGUCACACCGUCACUGUCACUGGUUCUGAGAGUGCGUCUCCAAUGCAUUCCCUCGGGGGUUCUCGCUCCCAGACACCCUCCCCGGCCACGCUGACAGCAGACCACGCUGACCACACACACUCCCACACACACCUACAGCUGGACCAGAAGCUCCACAACUCCAUGCUGCAGACUCCAGAUGACCUGGAAACCAGUGAGUUCCCCAGCGAGGACUGCAGCGUCAUGGCGGGCGGCUCUCUGACCGGAUGGCACGCCGAUGUUGCCACGGUAAUGUGGCGACGGAUGCUGGGUAUCCUGGGUGACGUCAACACCAUCAAAGACCCCGAGAUCCACGCUCAGGUCUUUGACUAUCUGUGUGAACUCUGGCAAAACCUGGCCAAGAUAAGAGAUAAUUUGGGCAUUUCUCUGGACAACCAGUCGUCUCCCCGCCCCCCUGAUCUGAUCCCGCCUCUGAGAAUCCUCACCCCCUGGCUCUUUAAGGCCACCAAGCUGACGGAGCGAUACAAGCAGGGGAAGCUCCACGCCUACAAGCUGAUCUGCAGGAUCAUGAAGAGACGGCAAGAUGUCUCCCCAAACACUGACUUCCUCACACACUUCUACAACAUCAUGCACCAGGGACUGCUGCACCAAGACCAGGACAUUGUGAACACCAUCAUAAAACACUGCAGUCCCCGCUUCUUCAGUAUCGGUCUCCCGGGUGCCACCAUGCUGAUCCUGGACUUCAUCAUCGCAGCUUCCAGAGUCACCGCAUGCUCAUCACUCAACGCCCCCAGGGUGGAGGCCCAGAUCCUGCUGGGGUCUCUGGUGUGUUUCCCAAACUUCUAUGAGGAGCUUCCGGCCCUCCACCCCACCACAGCAGAUGUAGUGCUCACCAAGUUCCCUGACAUCAAGGAGCACAUUAUCAAAACCAUCCUGACCUCUGCCCGGGACGAACCCUCUGCUCCUGCUAGGUGUGUGGCUCUGUGCAGUCUGGGGAUCUGGAUGUGUGAGGAGUUGGCUCACGGGACUCAGCAUCCGCAGAUUAAAGACGCUCUCAACGUCAUCUGCGUCACUCUGAAGUACCCCAAUAAGAACGUAGCACUGGUGGCAUCGGACAUCCUCCACCUCCUGAUCAGCCAUGUGGAUUAUCUCCAGGAAUUCCCCCCCGACACUCCAAAGAAGAUCGUAGAGAUUUUGAUCGCCACCAUCACACACUUGCUGCCUACUACCGAGACGUCUCCUCAUGAGCUGGAUAAAAGGCUGGUGGUGUCCCUUCUGCUGUGUCUGCUGGACUGGGUGAUGGCUCUGCCUCCAAAGACUCUCCUUCAACCUGUUCAAACCAGAAGCCCCCCAGAGAAGGAGCAGCCCACCAAGACUCUGCUCAGCUGUAUUUAUAAGGUCUUACACGGGUGUGUUUACGGAGCACAGUCUUUCAACAGUCCUAAGUAUUACCCGCUGCAGAUGUCCGACCUGCUGAGUCCGGACUACGACCCGUUCCUGCCCUUAGAGAGCCUCCGAGAGCCAGAACCGCUGCACAGCCCAGACUCUGAGCGCUCCAGCAAACUGCAGCCUGUCACUGAAGUUCGAAGCCGAAUUCAGCAUGGCCUGGUUUCCAUCGCAGCCAGAACUGUUAUCACACACUUAGUCAACCAUCUCGGCCAUUACCCCAUGUCCGGAGGGCCUGCUACCCUGUCCAGCCAGGUGUGUGAAAACCAAGACAACCCGUUCUGUGAGAGCGCAGAUCUCGGACCGGAGCUUUUCCAUUCACCCAACUUGCAGUUCCUUGUUCUGAACGGUUCCACGCUGCUCUCCGUGUAUCAGAUCCGCUCAGAGUCCGGUGUUCCAGGAGGCGGGAUGGCGGCAGGUUUGUCCUCCGCCCCCGCCUGCGUUCGCGUCAUCAUCCGAGACGUGGCGGGGAAACACUCCUGGGACUCUGCCGUUCUCUACGGGCCCCCGCCUUCCUCCCCAAACAGCCCCACACACACAUUCAUGUCCACCACACAGUCCCCUCACGGCGCCAAUCUUCAUCUACGCACCCCACCGGGAGGUCCGCCCAAGAAUAUGGGACUGAAGAAAGAAGAGAGCGUAGAGGAGGGUGGGCAGGAGGACAGCGAGGCAGUAGAGGAGGGGGGGAGAGGGACGGAGGGUGAAAGGCAGGAGUUUCAAGGAGAAGGAGAGGAGGAGGGAGAAGAGGGGAGCAAAGACACAGAGGAGGGGAUGGAAGAUAGUGAAGAGGAAGAGGAAGAGAGGGGGAUAGAUCAGAGGAUGGACGGGGAGCGGGAUCAGGGAGAGUCGGGCCUGGAGCAGCUUCUCGCGCCGCCAUUGGCUAAACGGGUGUGUCGGGAGGCGGUGCCAGCGUGGGACUCGCUGAGGGAGGGGGACGAUUCGCUGGAUGAAAUGCUGCAGUACCUGGGAUACGCGAGCCCCGAGUGUCUCCAAAGAGCAGGCAUGCCGCUCAACAUCCCGGCCCCUCCUCCAGCAUGUGUGUCCGAAAAGCAAGAGAAUGACGUGAUCAACGCCAUCCUGAAGCAGAGCGCCGCCGAAAGAGAGUUUGUCCUCCAUAGAGGAGAGGAGCUGAACAUGAAGGCUGUGCGGCAGCCGGAGCCGGAGACGGAGACGCCUCAGUCUGCCUUCUACUACUGCAGACUGCUCAUCAACAUCCUGGGCCUCAACUCCUGGGAGAAGAGAAGUAACUUCCAUUUGUUGAGAAAGAAUGAAAAGUUACUGAGAGAGCUGAAGAACCUGGACUCACGGCAAUGCCGGGAGACUCAUAAGAUAGCUGUGUUUUAUGUGGCUGAGGGCCAAGAGGACAAACACUCCAUACUCACCAACACAGCGGGCAGCCAGGCGUACGAGGACUUCGUCUCCGGACUGGGCUGGGAGGUGGACCUCACCACCCACUGUGGCUUCAUGGGAGGCCUCCAGAGGAAUCGCAGCACGGGCCAGACCACGCCUUACUAUGCCACCUCCACCACAGAGGUCAUCUACCACGUCUCCACCCGCAUGCCCCACGACCAGGACCACAACCUCACCAAGAAGCUAAGACACCUGGGUAAUGACGAAGUCCACAUCGUUUGGUCGGAACAUUCCAGAGACUACCGGCGAGGGAUCAUCCCCACCGAGUUCGGAGACGUGCUAAUCAUCAUCUACCCCAUGAAGAACCACAUGUAUUCCAUCCACAUACUGAAGAAACCCGAGGUGCCAUUCUUUGGUCCGCUGUUUGACGGUGCCGUAGUGGACAUGAACAUUUUGCCCACCAUGGUCCGCGCCACAGCCAUCAACGCCAGUCGGGCUCUCAAAUCCCUGAUCCCACUCUACCAGAACUUCUAUGAAGAGCGAGCCCGAUAUCUGGAGACCAUCGUACAGCACCACCAGGAGCCGACCACCUUCGAAGAUUACGCAGCUCGAGUGUACAGCCCCGCUCCCUGCACUCACCUGCCCUCUGACUCAGGCUCCUGCCUCGAGAUUCUUCGGGGAGAAAGUCCGGCUCUUGGGGAGGCCGGGAGCGAUUCGGCGUCCCCCAUGUCGCCUCGGACUAGCAAGAGCCGCAUGUCCAUGAAGCUGCGACGCUCCUCCGGAUCGGCCAAUAAGACUUAGAGCUCUCAACUGUAACUUUAUUUUGAAAAUCGCUGAAUAUAUCCUCGCAGUCGCUCCAGCAUGCUGACAUUUGCCACAGUAGAAACAGUAUUAGUUUAUAAUAACCUGUGCCACAUUAUACCACUGUCAGGAGAGCACGUCUACGGAGGAAUAAAAACAGAGGUUGCUAUCUGUAUAUUUGUACUAUAGUCAGUCCAUGUGUGUACAGACAGAGUCUCGAGUUUUGAUAUAAAAACAUGGCAGGAUCAGAACGUGUGCAUCUGUAGUGUUGCAUGGAGGAAGCAAGAUAAAAGUAUAUUUUUGUUCUCAGCACAGGUUUAGGCUUGAGUCGGUUUCUAUUAGUAUAAAAUGUAUAUAGAAACUCUUUCAUUAGCAUAUGAUAAAAGAACGAUGUUUGGUUGUGGAUGCUUUAAAGCCAAAAAGUGAAGCAAAUCAGUGUUAAAUAGUUGAAUUAUUUGUCAAAAUAGAACACAAGGCAGCACUGCCAUUUUGUUUUGCUCAUGCUGUAAAAUGUGGACAAGCACUGAUUUUUUUUAUUUUAUUGAAAUGUGUUUUGACCCGAACAAGAACAUUGCUGUAUUUUAUUUGUCAUCUGAUGCAAUGGAACCACAGCUCUCCUUUUUGUUCCUUUAUAUUCUGUUUAUCUACAUAUGUACUAGUAUAUAUAGUAGCCAUAUGAACAUCUAUAAGGAUGUGUACAGUGGGUGUAUAUACUGAGAAUAGCUGCCAAAGCCAAACUGUGGUUUGACCUCAGACCAGCUAUCUGCUUGAAAUGGAUAGACACUACAAGAUUUAACUUUUCUUUUUUUAGCACUAGUCUGCAAGGUAAUAUUAUUUUAGCUCCGGACUCUUCUUUACUUUAAUGUUGCCAGAUUAUGGAAGUUUUGGGCCAUCAUUUCCCUUGUUUUUCAUUGAGUAUUUAAGCAAAGGAAGAGGAUUAGGGCCACGUGAAAAGAAAUGUGAGAUCUGACCUGAAGGAGUUUUUUUUGUUCUGACUUUAAAUUGAAAGUUCUGAGACCUGAAGUCUGAAUAAUCGAACAUAUUAAGAAUUCUGGGGAAAAAAAUCUGAAAUUCUCAGAGUAAUGUUUGAAUGAUCAGAACAAGUCCCUUUUGUUCGGAUCUCAAAAGAUUUGUCCCAUGUGGCUGUAAUCCUCUUCUUUGCGUUUGUGGCAGGUUUUGUCAUUGAAAAACUAAAUUCACCAAGUGGUUUAAAGGUGGAAACAAUGUGUAUAAAGGAGAGAUAGUGUACAGCCAAAGAGGGGGAGAAAGCAAAGAUACUCAUCAUAAUUUAGAUAUGAAUUAUUUUGUUAUUUCUCUUUUUUAUAACUCCACUCCUAUUUUGAGACUCAUCCCCAGCUCCUUUCUUGAGGAAGGGACUCGCAUGUAAUCACAAUCUAUAAAAAGUAACACUACCACGUAUGUUUUUAACUUCCUUAUUUCAGCACUCCGUCAGUUAGUGCUACUAAAUAUCUAUACGUUGAUAUUAAUUCCUUUUCCAUGGCUCGAUCCAUGGCACGAGUUGAAUGGUUUUGCGUAGUGUAUUUAUAAACACAACUGUAUUUUCUGUUACUGUUUUUAUUUCAGCCAUAGAUUGGAAAGGGAUUGUUACAAGUGUUCUCUCACCUCUGUGUGGUGAACAUAAGGUCAUAUUCAUGUUGUUACUUUAUUCGUGAAUAUCUGAAUUCUGCUGAACUUUGAGUUUCCCUUUUAAAUUAUUGCUGUUACAAUAAUAGUUGUUAUUGCUGAGGGUGGAGCCCCAUUGAUUGGCGGUCCUUCUGAUCUGUUCAUGCUGUACUUCUCAUCCUGUUACAAUUGGACCAGCUGAACCUCACACUCCCUUUGGAUUAAUAAUGCCUGUGCUUGGUUAUGAGUUAUGGUGCAGCAUUCAAAGUCCCAUGAAGAAGAUGGGAAAUUCCCAGUUUGUUUUACAGAUUGUAAAUAAUGCGGAGGAUUAUAGUGUUUUAUAAUGACCUCAAAAUGAUUUGCUUACUCUAAACUUAAUUAGCAGCAACCAAAAUGUAUUAAAAAUACUUUAAUUAACAUUUCAUCAUUCCAAAGAAUUUCCUGGACUGAUUAUCUGGAGGAUGUUGACUUUGAAAGUCUAUCGAAAAAGGAUUAAGGCCACAUGUAAAAAAUGUAUUUCUGAUAAUAAUUUGAAGACUAAAAAGUCUACAUUUGUACUUUUUGGAAUUGUGACUAAUCUCAGAAAAUAAAAAUGUUUUCCAUGCCACCCUAAACCCAAUUUUGCUUGUCUAGAUAAGGGAUCAACAAAUUCUGAUUCUUAUUUUCCCCCCUUUUUACAUAUACAAUUCAGAACGCUUUGUGGCCUGCUGUCCAGAGUGUAUGUAACUACUGACUGUACAUACUGCAUGACACCAGCUCAGCACUUCCUGCAUGUGUUGACCAUGUAACAGCUGUAUUACACACACACACAAACACACACACACACACACACACACACACACUCACUCACUCACUCACUCACUCACUCACUCACUCACUCACUCACUCACUCACUCACUCACUCACUCUUCAUGUCACACCUGUACUAUGUAAACCUGUAACGUCUCUUUUGGACCCACAGAGAGAGCGUGGAUGUGCGAUGAUGGAAUUUGACAAUAAAUGGUUCUUACCACUUGA
This is a messenger RNA of Eleginops maclovinus (Patagonian blennie), 11072 nucleotides long. It is a transcript of the gene ralgapa1, whose product is annotated as Ral GTPase activating protein catalytic subunit alpha 1. Gene Ontology annotation, cellular component: cytoplasm; nucleus. The record is from RefSeq and is a predicted model, not a curated record. Lineage: Eukaryota; Metazoa; Chordata; Actinopteri; Perciformes; Eleginopidae. Gene Ontology annotation, biological process: regulation of small GTPase mediated signal transduction; positive regulation of GTPase activity. Gene Ontology annotation, molecular function: GTPase activator activity.